AUGUUUAGUAGAAACCUCGCUCGAACAGUUCAAAGAUCCAAGUCUUGCCAACAUUGGAGAUUUUUCUCUAUUUCCGAGUGGUUCAAGUCUUGGAAGAAUGCAGCACAAUCUCAAAGGCUAAUAUAUCCACCACCGGCUUCACAAUUCACGACAAACAACAGGAUUAUAGACGUGUGGAUAACGGAAAAGCAGGAAUUAUACAACUAUAUAAAUGUCAAACCUCCGUUGUUGUUGAACUUUGCAUUUGCCGAUGCUCAGAAUAACAAAGUUACACAAGCGUUAUUUGAUGUAUUGAGCGACAAGUCAAAGUAUCCCAACGGACAGGAACCAGUGUAUUUGGUCAACAUCUUAGCCGACUCACCAGGCGGAAAAGAGUUAAUGAUAGAUUACGUUGUUGGCAAAAAACUCCCCUGUGUGAUUGUGUUGAAACACCAAUUAGUAGUUGGUCAGUAUACUCCAGAUACCGAACGUUUUAACGAACAGGAUGUAAUUGAGUUUUUAAAAACGGUUUAA
Lodderomyces oxycetoniae is the source of this 513-nucleotide messenger RNA. RefSeq lists its product as uncharacterized. The transcript has a single exon. The record is from RefSeq and is a predicted model, not a curated record. NCBI's taxonomy places the organism in Eukaryota, Fungi, Ascomycota, Pichiomycetes, Serinales, Debaryomycetaceae. Bases 1 to 513 code for a protein of 170 amino acids.